This is a messenger RNA of Lepisosteus oculatus (spotted gar), 8032 nucleotides long. RefSeq names its product DOP1 leucine zipper like protein A (gene dop1a). NCBI's taxonomy places the organism in Eukaryota, Metazoa, Chordata, Actinopteri, Semionotiformes, Lepisosteidae. The record is from RefSeq and is a predicted model, not a curated record. Gene Ontology annotation, biological process: Golgi to endosome transport. Gene Ontology annotation, cellular component: trans-Golgi network; endosome.
UGUCUGGGAGCUGUCAGCUGGACUUGGGCUUUGUGUGUCAUAGUCAUAGAUCUGCAGUCGGGGCAGAGAGGAAAUCAGGGAUGAGCUGCCCGGGCGUCCUGUGGCAUGUUUACGACAUUCUGCUGACCCGGAAUGAUGUAGGAUACCCACACGUUUUACUGGAUUACGUAGUUUCUUUUCUGCUCUAGUACCAGCGUUUUUCCGAGUGACAAGGGCCCUAUAUUUCUUGAAUUGCUGUUAUUCAGUGUUAAGUCCCUGCCCUAGCGUAGACAACCUUGUUUUUCUUUCAUAUAUUUAUUGGGUGGUUCAUAACCUACAGACGGUGAUGAUUUUACAUGAGCCAGGGGCUGGUCAGUAGCAGUAUUCUACAGGAGGAUGAAUGCAGAGGAAUCGGAGUUGCUAAGUGACUCCAAGUACAGGAACUAUGUAGCCGCCGUGGACAAAGCCCUUAAAAGCUUUGAGUAUUCAAGCGAAUGGGCAGAUCUGAUAUCUGCGCUGGGGAAGCUUAAUAAGGUUUUGCAGAACAAUGCUAAGUACCAGGUUGUGCCCAAAAAACUAACAAUUGGGAAACGCCUUGCACAAUGCCUUCACCCAGCACUGCCCAGUGGAGUCCAUCGCAAAGCCCUGGAGACCUACGAAAUUAUCUUCAAGAUUAUUGGGCCGAAAAGGCUGGCCAAAGACCUCUUCUUAUAUAGCUCUGGACUGUUCCCUCUUCUUACCAAUGCGGCCAUGUCUGUCAAGCCUGCUCUCCUUGGCCUUUAUGAGACCUACUAUCUGCCACUGGGCAAAACUCUCAAACCAGGACUGCAGGGGCUGCUGACUGGAGUGCUGCCAGGAUUGGAGGAAGGGUCAGAGUACUACGACAGAACGAACACCUUGCUGGAGAAGGUUGCCGCAGCCGUGGAGCAGUCGGCCUUCUACAGCGCGCUAUGGGGCAGCAUCCUGACCAGCCCCGCGGUCCGGCUGCCAGGCAUCACAUUCGUGCUUUUACAUCUCAACCGCAAGCUGUCCAUGGAAGACCAACUUUAUAUCAUCGGCAGCGACAUUGAGCUCAUGGUUGAAGCCGUGAGCACCUCUGUUCAAGAUUCAAGUGUGCUUGUACAGAGGAGCACCUUGGACCUCAUACUGUUCUGUUUCCCAUUCCACAUGAGUCAGGCGACUCGUCCAGACAUGAUCCGGAUCUUGUCAGCAGCUCUACACGUUGUUCUGCGCAGAGACAUGUCCCUGAACCGCAGGCUAUAUGCAUGGCUCCUUGGCUUUGACAACAAUGGCAUGAAAACAGGCCCUAGGAGCACGAGGCACAGCAAUCCCGAAGAGCAUGCCACCUACUACUUCAAUACCUUCUCCAAGGACAUGUUAGUUCAGGCAAUGGUGGGGAUCCUACAAGGAAAAGCAAUUGGGGGUGAAGAGGAGAGCGUACUUAUGCACGACCUAAAACCUUUCCGAAUCUUGAUAAGUCUUCUGGAUAAACCUGAACUAGGGCCUGCAAUUUUGGAAGAUGUUCUAAUUGAAGUGUUCAGGACACUGCAUUCACAAUGCAAAGCUGAGCUUGACCUGCAAACACAGCUGCCAUUUAGUAAGGACCACUCACAGUUAAGCAGCAAACUGAGGGAGAAUAAGAAAACAGCAGAACUAAUAAAAACUGCAAACCUCCUCUUCAACUCCUUUGAGCCAUAUUACAUGUGGGACUACAUAGCCCGCUGGUUUGAGGAGUGCUGCAGGAGGACUCUCAAUGCAAGACUGAAGGCUGGACAUCAAGGGGGCUUCGAGCCAUCAGACCUCUCAGUGGUGGAGUUCUGUCAGCUGGUGGACUUCCUGUUGGAUAUAGUGUCAUUGCCUACUAGAAGUAUGAGAGUGAUCUGUCAGGAAACGUACAUUGAGAUCCAGACGGAGCACCUGCCUCAGCUGCUGCUGCGGAUGGUGUCUGCCCUGACGAGCCACCUCCAGGCCCUGGGGCUGUCCGAGCUGACGGACGGCCUGCGGCUCUGCUCCAAGAUCCUCAGCAAGGUGCAGCCGCCCUUGGUGUCCCCCGGAGCCGAGGGCAGUUUGCCGCUCCCGGCGGGGCAAACCUGUUCUGCGAGGGAGGUGGAAGAAAAGAAACUCUUCCCAGUGGUGUCGGAGUGCCCGGACGUGUUUGAGGACAGCGAGAACCCCCCCAGCAGCCGCUCCUCCGAGAGCGGCUUCACCGAGUUUGUGCAGUAUCAGGCCGACAGGAGCGAGGACCUGGACCGGGCUGGGGGGGACAGCCAGGGGCCGCACAGCUCUCUGCCAGCUGGCAGUACCUCCUCCGAGACCGAAACCGCCUCCACGGUGGGCUCGGAGGACACCGUUGUUCACUCUUCUCCCACCGGGGGGCGUGCCUCGUCGGCCCUCGCCGGGAAAGCCAAGCAGAAGACAGUGAUGCAGUGCUGCUUGGAGUACUUCCAGCAGUUUCUCACCCGGCUCGUCGCCCUGUAUAUCACCCCCGGCGCUGCCGGCGUGUCCGCCAUCACGAGCGAGCUCUGCAGCGAGCUGAAGGGACAUCAGGCCUCCAGAGGGAAAACAGCGCAAGCAGGAGACGCUGGCUUAAAGAGCACGGCCAGCUCUCAGUGUCUGGGGGCCUUCACAGCGGCCUGCCAGCUCUUCCUGGAGUGCUCCAGCUUCCCCAUCUACAUCGCAGAGGGCAACUUGAAGUCGUCUCCCCAGACAGAGGAGGUUCAGCCAGACUAUGAACAGGUGAAGCCUCCUGUUUGGCUCCAGACCCUCAUGGACGCCUGCUGCUUUGCUAACGAGUUCAGUAUCCAGGCUGUCGCCAUCUCUCUGGUGAUGGACUUGGUGGGUCUCACACAGUCAGUCGCCAUGGUAACGGGGGAAAAUGUCGGCAGUCUGGAGGCACCCCAGCCAAUGAGCCCGAGCCAGGGGAGGGUGGCCGUCGUCAUCAGGCCCCCACUUACUCAAGGAAUCCUCAGAUUCAUUGCUGAAAAAACGGACUUUUUUAAGCAUGUUGCACUGACACUGUGGGACCAGCUGGGCGAAGGAACACCCCAGUAUCAUCAGAGGAGUGUGGAGCUCUUCUAUCAGCUGCACAAUCUGGUCCCCUCUUCCAGCAUCUGUGAGGAUGUCAUCAGUCAGCAGCUGAUGCACAGGGACAAAAAAAUCCGACUAGAAGCUCAUGUGAAGUUCUCAGUACUUUGGCACCUGACAAGGGAUCUUAACAUUACAAAGUCUUCCCCUUUUAAUCGCACGUUUGACAGGUCUCUGUUCAUCAUGCUCGACAGCCUGAGUAGCUGGGACGGCUCCACCUGCUGCGUGGGCCAGGCGUGGCUCAGCCAGGUGCUUCAGAGGCAUGACAUCGCCAGGGUGCUGGAGCCCCUGCUGCUGCUCCUGCUCCAUCCAAAAACCCACCGGGUGUCCGUGCAGCGCGUCCAGGCCGAGCGCCACUGGGUCCGGGCCAGGGCGCCUGCUGAGGAAGAAGGCAAUGGCUUCAGCUACGCGAGAGACCCUGGAACCGCCGACAAUUUCAGCCAGAUGCCAGUUAAAACCAUGAAUGCUGUAAGGGAGAGCCAUGGGAGAGCACUAACCCUGGAGGAGAUAGAGCACUUCAGUCUCACAGUCAAUCCCCUGAGCGACAGCCUGUCCCUGCUCAGCACAAGCAGCGAGAAUCUUCACCUGGCAGCAGCGGAGUUCGACUUGCCUGACCAACAGACCGAGAUGCUCCAUAGCUCUGAUUCAGGGGGCUCCCACUCCUCCACCGCGGACAACACCAGCUUCGAGGAGCUCGACAGCACCAACACAACAGGAACUCAGGAUAACGCCCCUGCUUCUGCGACGGAGGACUCUGUAGAAGUCGUGGUGCCGCAGGUUUUGUUUGAAUUGGUUGACAGAGUGGCUAAGAUCAUUGAGAACGAUACCGACGCAGCUGAAGCGUGGCAUGAGUCUGACUCUGACAGCUCUAUCUCACAAACGUCUGCUGGGCCACACAUGUUGGAUACUUGUAAUGAUAUGAUGCCCAACAAAAAUGCUGCCAGCAAAGAGAAAGUACUUGAGUCUGAAACAAAUGGAGCUCCUGGGUAUCUUUCUGUCACGUCUGACACAGGAGAAGAAGAGCAGCCCCGUGACAAUAUCACCAGACACAGCUCUUCCCCAUCCAUUGUCACAAUUCCGGACGCAACUUCUGAGCCCACCCUCCAGGCUGAAGACCAGUCCCGCAAGAGAAGCCAGAGUAGCAUCCAGCUCAGCCUUAAGGGAAAGAUCAUGGAAAAGCUGGUGGACAAAUCUCCAGGUGCUAAGCCUAAAGUAAAGAGCAACAAAAAGAAAGAGGAAGACAAGAAGAAAAUUCAAGCCGAGAAGGCAAAACAGCCCAACAUCUUCUUCGGGGAUAGCUUGGACCUGGAGAACUGGUACAGCUGCGGGGAGGGAGAGGUGUCAGAGAUUGAGAGUGACGUGGGCUCUCCUGGACUGCGCAGGGCUACCUCACCACCCAGGUUCCACAUCCACCCGCUCUACCAGCAUGUCCUUCUGUACCUCCAGCUGUAUGACUCCUCCCGCACUCUGCACGCGCUGUCCGCCCUCAUUGCUAUGCUGAAGGCCAGUCCCACUGCCUUCGUCAGUGCCAUCUCCACCACUAGCAUCAAUAAUACUUACACCCCGCAGCUGUCCCUCUUGCAAAACCUCUUGGCCCGCCACCGCAUCUCCGUCAUGGGAAAGGACUUCUACUGCCACAUCCCUGUGGACUCGCACAGCCACUCCUUCCGCAGCUCCAUGUUCAUUGAGAUCAUUAUCUCCCUCUGCCUCUACUUCCUGCGCAGCUAUUACUCCACUCAUGUGCUGGCCUCACAGCAGGACCUCUCGGGCAACCGCAACAUGCAGAUCAUUAGCGUCGAGGUGUUGAUGCUGCUGUUCACCGAGCUCGCCAAGGUCACCGAGGGUUCAGCCAAGGGCUUUGCCAGCUUCAUCUCGGACAUGCUGUCGAAGUGCAAAGUGCAAAAAGUCAUCCUCCACUGCCUCCUGUCCUCCAUCUUCAGUGCCCAGAAGUGGCACGGCGAGAGAGUCGCGGGCAGGAACAUGCCUGCUGUCGAGGAAGGCCUGUCCGAGGACAGCAUCAUCAACUUCUCGGAGGAUGAGAUAGACAACUGCAGCACAGUGCAGUCUCAGCUGCUCCGGCUCCUGCAGAGCCUCAUUAUUCUGGAGCACAGGGUGAUGGUUCAGCCCGAGGAUGUUGAAGGUGGCUAUGAGUUCAUCAGCACAGACGUGGAGCACAUCAACCCCCAGCAGCCCAUGACUUCCCUUCAGUAUCUCCACUCCCAGCCCAUUACGUCACAGGGGAUGUUCCUCUGUGCUGUGAUCAGGGCGCUGCACCAGCACUACACCUGCAAAAUGCACCCGCAGUGGAUCAGUCUGAUAACUGCUACGUUGCCCUACAUGGGAAAAGUGCUGAGGAGGGUGGUGGCAUCUGUGACCCUGCAGCUGUGUCGUAACCUGGAUCACUUAAUCCACCAGUACAGAUAUGAGACCGGAUUAUCAGAAAGCAGACCACAGUGGAUGGCGUCUUGCAUUCCUCCAGACAUGAUUCUUACUCUUUUAGAGGGAAUAACAACUAUUAUUCACUACUGCCUCCUAGACCCAUCUUCUCAGUACCAUCUGCUGUUGGUAAACGUGGACCAGAAGCACCUGAGUGAGGCUCGGACAGGGAUCCUGUCCAUCCUUCACACCAUCAUGUCCUCUGUGACUCUCCUCUGGAGUGUCCUGUUUCUGGCUGACAACUCAGAGCGCCCUCCAGUGGCCUCAGCAUCCGCCACCACCACCAUCAAUCUCGGCUCCACUAAGAACCUGAGGCAGCAGAUUCUGGAGCUGCUGGGUCCCAUCUCCAUGAAUCAUGGGGCUCACUUCAUGGCUGCCAUUGCUUAUGUGUGGAACGAGAGAAAGCAAGGCAAAAAUGCUUCCCGGAACAAAGUCAUUCCCACAGCUAGUGAAGAACAGCUCCUCCUUGUGGAGCUUGUGCGCUCCAUCAGCGCCAUGAGGACAGAGACUGUGAUGCAGACCGUGAAGGAGGUUUUGAAGCAGCCACCAGCUAUAGCCAAGGACAAGAAACAUCUUUCCCUGGAAGUCUGCAUGUUGCAGUUUUUCUAUGCUUAUGUCCAAAGAGUCCCUGUGUCAAACCUUGUGGACAGCUGGCCAUCACUGCUGUCUUUACUCAAGGACUCUGUGCAGCUUGGACUCCCAUCCCCAGGACAGUUCUUGAUCCUCGGAAUUCUCAACGAGUUUAUCUUGAAGAACCCCAACUUUGAAAAUAAGAAGGACCAGCGCGAGCUGCAGGAUGUCACGCACAAAAUUGUGGAGGCUAUCGGAACGGUUGCUGGCUCCUCCCUGGAGCAGACUACCUGGCUGAGGAGGAAUCUGGAAGUGAAGGCUUCCCCACAGAUUGUAGUGGAUGGAGCCACCCUGGAACCAGAUGUGGAAGAGCUGAUGCUGACAGUGAUGGAAGCCUCCAGUUUCACUCCCUCCGUGUACAGUGUGCAUGCACUGACCUUGCUGGCUGAGGUGCUGGCUCACCUGCUGGACAUGGUGUUUUACAGUGAUGAGAAAGAGAGGGUCAUUCCUCUCCUGGUCAACAUUAUGCACUAUGUAGUGCCUUACCUCCGCAACCACAGUGCUCAUAAUGCCCCGAGCUAUCGCGCAUGUGUACAGCUCCUGAGCAGUCUGAGCGGCUAUCAGUACACCCGACGAGCUUGGAAAAAGGAGGCCUUUGAUCUCUUCAUGGACCACACAUUCUUCCAGAUGGACUCCUCUUGCGUCAGCCACUGGCGAGCCAUUAUGGAUCACUUGAUGACGCAUGACAAAACUACAUUCCGAGACUUGAUGACACGGGUAGCAGUGGCGCAGAGCAGCUCCCUCAACCUGUUUACGAACCGAGACGCCGAGCUGGAGCAGAGAGCCAUGCUGCUCAAGAGACUUGCCUUCACCAUCUUCAGCAGCGAGGUGGACCAGUACCAGAAGUACCUCCCAGACAUCCAGGAACGCCUAGUGGAGAGUCUCCGACUCCCCCAAGUCCCGACUCUCCAUGCGCAGGUCUUCCUGUUUUUUCGGGUGCUGCUCUUGCGAAUGUCUCCUCAACACCUGACCUCCCUCUGGCCCACGAUGAUCACAGAGCUGGUUCAAGUGUUUUUACUUAUGGAGCAGGAGCUCACAGCUGAUGAAGAUAUUUCAAGAACAUCUGGCCCCUCCGUGGCAGGCUUGGAGACCACAUACACAGGGGGUAAUGGAUUCUCCACCUCCUACAACAGCCAGCGCUGGCUCAAUCUCUACCUCUCUGCCUGCAAAUUCCUUGACUUGGCCCUGGCGCUGCCUUCUGAAAGCCUGCCUCAGUUCCAGAUGUAUCGGUGGGCAUUCAUUCCCGAAGCAUCAGAUGAUUCUGGUUUGGAGGUUCGCAGGCAAGGGACUCACCAAAGGGAAUUCAAACCUUAUGUGGUUCGACUGGCAAAACUUCUAAGGAAGAGAGCGAAGAAAAACCCAGAGGAGGACAGCUCAGGGAGAACUAUCGCCUGGGAGCCAGGCCACCUCCUGCUGACGCUGUACACCAUCCGCAGCAUGGAGCAGCUGCUGCCCUUCUUCAACGUGCUCAGCCAGGUGUUCAACAGCAAGGUGACGAGCCGCUCUGCAGGCCACUCAGGGAGCCCCGUCCUCAACACCGCCUCCUUCCCCGGCAAGGACAUGAAACUGGAGAGUCAGAAGGUGUUCUGGAGCAAGGCCCGGCAGGACAUAGAGGAGAUGGUGGAGAAGGACUUCCUGGAAGGGGUGAUCAAAACGUGACUGAACAAAAACCCCAGCCCCGAACGUGGGAACAAAAACUGAAGUGUAAAUUUCAUUUUGUAUUUAUGAUGAAUGCAUUUAAAUAAUUUUAUUUGUAUAUAUUGAACGACUGUGAAAGCUGACUCAAUUUGUAAGUAUGGCUGACUGUGGUUUUUGGUUUAUUCCAUCUAUGGUCAGAGUGUAAAUGAUUGUACCAUUCCCUAUUGUUGUGACUUACUAAAUAAACAAUUGUGAAAUAAAAACA